AUGCGCGGAGUGGCACUUCAAGCCCGGUGGAAGAAGUAUAAAGCAAUUCCGUAUAAAACUGAGUACGCAGUUGACUAUGUUUGCGGUAAAUUGGUCGAAACUACAUGCGGUACACCAGUUGGAAGACCGGCGGACGAAGGAAUGGAAAGUUGUGACAAAUCUUGUUGCCAUGCUGGCCACCUUACCGGAUUUUGUGACGGAAGUGCUGUACUUGGUGCUAGGAUAAUAAGUCAAGGGGAACCUGCCGGGACGGAAUAUAAACAUAUAAUUAAACUCGAUCCAGCCUGCCAAUGCACCGACGACCCGAGAGAUGCCACUUGUGGUCCUGAUACUUCAUUUAUAGGAAUUCGAUGUCCGUUUGAUGAAAGUGCAUGUGCAAGAGAGUGUUGUCGUCAAGGAAGAUCAAGUGGAUAUUGUGGUGGAUUCCUGAAGUUAAACUGCAUGUGCGAUUAG
Messenger RNA from Didymodactylos carnosus, 453 nucleotides. Lineage: Eukaryota; Metazoa; Rotifera; Eurotatoria; Philodinida; Philodinidae. The record is from the annotation of a GenBank genome assembly.